CAGAAGCGCAUGCGCACUGGAGGGCGGACACUGAGAGCGGCAACACCGGGGAUAGGGAAAGAUGGCGGAAGGCAGCGGCAAACUGAAAGGGCUGCGAGAACAAAUGGUCGCUGCAGCCCAAGCACUUGCAGAAGAGCGAAGAAGCCUCACUGGAUCCAGUCCUGUUCCUGGUCAUUCAACUGCUAAUGCAAAGACAACCAAGCCUGUAAUUGAUGGCUCAGCUUUAAGAACUGAUGAAAGGCAGAGACUAGCCCGUGAACGCAGGGAGGAGCGCGAAAAACUAAAUGCCGCCAAAGAAUCGCAGCUACUUGAAAAGGAAAGAAAAGCAAAACUUCAAUUUGAGAAACAAAUGGAGGAAAAACAGAGAAAGCUGGAAGAGCAGAAACAAAAGGAUGAGCAGAAGAGGGCAGCUGCAGAAGAGAAGAGGAAACAAAGACAGCUGGAGGAAAAGGAAAAGCGGGAAGCAAACGUGCGCCGCACUCUGGAACGUAGCAGUCAAUUAGACCAUCGACAGAAAAGGUGGUCAUGGGGUGGACCGGUGGAUGGUGACAAGCAAGGUGCUCAUGGAAGUAAUUCUCCCAACGCUGUAGAUAUAGUUGACAAAAUCCCUUGCGCCACAGAACCACAGCAUGAAGAUAAAAGUGGAUCAGGCGCCAGUAAGCUUUCCACUUCAGCGACCAACCUUAAGAGCACGGACAGCGUCAUUCACAAGCGCUUGUCAUCCUCGUCCGCAACCCUCCGGAGCUCUUCUGAGAAAGGCGUCAAACAGAGAAGCUCAUCAUUAAGCAGAUUGAGUAACAAAACUCCUAAUUCGCAGCCCUUAUCUAGGGUUCCCAGCACGGAAAUAAAAGGUGGAGCAGAACAGAAGAGAAGCUCAUCACUCAGUAGACUGAAUAAUAAGCCUUCCCCUUCUGCACAUAUGGAGAGCGGGAAAAAGGAAGACAAAACAGCGCAUCGCCCCUCGGCCAGUCCUUUGGACAGUAGUAUAAUCAGUCGUCUCCUCGCCCCCACUCAGUCCUCUCUAGCUAGGAGUAAGAGUGCGGCCGCAUUGUCAGCUGAUGGAAAAGAUUCACCAGAAUCUUACCUCUGUCCUCGUUCAGCUUCAGCCGCUACCAUCAGUACCCCACCCUCCGUCUCUAAAGGUCCCAUGCGCAGCCGUAGCAUUGACAGACUGAAGGCAACCCAGACUGUGUCUCCUGGAGCUGGGGCCACUGAAUCUACUCAGAAAGAGACUGAGACGCCAUCAACACCUUCUGUGGGGAAGCGCCCUCCAUCUCCUGCAACUAGCUCGCGUAGACGGUCUCCUUCCCCUGUUUUAACUCCAAAACGUGCUCAGUCUCCAACACUUGAAAGUAAAAAGAUACAGAAGAAUCGGCCUCCAUCUCCAAGUGUACUAAAACAGAGACCACCUUCACCUACUGUGACUCACAAGCCUGUUCCCAUCCAACGUCCGUCACUCACACCAAGUGUCUUAAGUGCUACCAAAAAGAAUACUGACACAGAAGCUAAACCAAAGGAUAAGGUCCAGGAAGGGACUAGCCCAGAGCCAAAAACGUCACAGGCCUCAGAGAAGGCAGCAUCUGUGACAGCAACAAAGACCAAAGACGAACCCCUUAGCAAAGCUAUUUCAGGGAGCACAACUGCAGAAGAAGCUGCUAAAAUCUUGGCUGAAAAACGUCGUCUUGCCAGAGAGCAGCGAGAACGAGAAGAGCAGGAACGGAUUAAGAAAGAGCAAGAAGACAAAAUAAAACAGGAAGAAAUGGCUCGCAGAGCAGAGGAAGAGAAACUAAGAAAGAAAGAAGAAGCCGAAAGAUUAAAAGAACAACAAAGGCUUCAAAGAGAGGAAGACGAGAGAAAGGAAGAAGAGGAGAGGAUCCGUAAUGAGAUAGAAGAACAGGAACGGCUCGCAGAGCUUCAGCAACAAAAAGAGGAAGCUGAAGCAAAAGCCCUGGAAGAAGCGGAGAAACAAAGGCUGGAACGAGAGAAAAUCAUGAAGCAAAACGUGCAGGAAAGACUAGAAAGGAAGAAGAGAAUUGAAGAAAUAAUGAAAAGAACCAGGAAGACUGAUCAAGUGGAUUCUAAAAAUGAAGAUCGGCCCGACCAAGACACAGAAGAUGAAGAAAAUAGCAGUGCAGAAGCUAACCUGCAUGGUAGAACAAAUGGAGUGGAUUCUGAAGAGGAAGCUGAAGAUGAAGAAGAGGAGAGCACAGAGUCUGCUUUAACAACUCCUGAGCUUCUUCUCCCGGCUGAUUUAGUGCCUGAGAGGAAUGAAUUAUUUAUUGAUCAGAAUGGACAGUCUUCUGAAACAAACAACGCAGAAGAAUCAAGCCUUGUGACAAAUGGAAUGACGCCAUGUGACGAGGGUCACCCACAUUUAAAUGAUUGUGAUAAGACUGAAAUGGUGCAGAAUUUAAAUGGUAAAUCCAACGCAUGGUCGUUUGAGGAAAUUAUUGAUCUAGGAAUCCAUUCCAAGGCGACUGGCUUGUCCUCUGAUUCCUUUGCCGUGCGCACCUCAGAUCAGAACUCCAUAGACGCUGCUACCCCAAAGAUGGCCUUUGAGGAGGGACAAAUCAACACGUUGUCUAAGGCCAUUGACUCUGCUGCUGAGAUGUGACCCCACGGCAGCGAGAAUCCUCAGGUUGCACUUCGCUCUACAGUAUUUCAUAGAAAGCUGAAGCCUUGUUGUGAAAAGCUGCUACUUUAUAAUAUCACUUUAAAUGGGUCUAACAUUCACCUGACAAGAGAAGGAACCAAGGUUACCCUUUGUCAUUUCUUCAGGGAAAAUGUGUUGGUGGUAUCGCUCAGUGUGUGACGGCAGUUCAGCGGGGUGUCAGACGUUUUUAUAUUGUUGUUUUUUUGGUUUUUUUUUGUGGAACAGCUUUCUUAUCCUAUUGGUAAGGUGUAUUCUGUUAUACUACAUCAUUUAACAGGUUAAUAUCAUUAAAAAUGUAACCCCAUAGUCAUCAGGAGCACUUCACAAAGUGUUCUUUCACCCUUCCUGGCACUCAAACGGUUAGCUCCAAAAUUAGCACUUAACACGUUUUUGGGGAAAAGGUGUAACUGCUGUAGUACAAGUUAUUAUUGAAGCUUUAUGUAAUUCUAUAUUUCAGAUUUUGUGGCGAUAUUUAUGAGUACACCUUGGCUCAUACCAUGAGAAAAACGUUCAUUACAAGCGUGCAUUGUUCACGACUCCCUUCCUUUUAAAGACAUUUCAUUAUUUUCAGUUACAUAUAUUUAAGUUCCAUAUGUAAGUAUUAUUUUAUCAUGUAUAUAAAAAGCAGUAUUAGACAUUAACUACUUGAGUUACUUUUUUCAUUUAUUUUUUUUCAUACUGUGUUUUUGGGUAUUUGUUUUUUGUGAAUUUAGUUACCUAGAUGUUGCCGAUCCCGUCCUAAAUGAGUUAUGGGACUCAAGCUGCGCCGGGCAAUGCUUUCCCGCAUGCACCCUUUACCCGAUAAUUCCGCAGCGUAGUCAAAUCACUCGUAUCAUUUUUGUUGUUGUGAUUUGGAUUACAUUGAAUAUUUAAACAAAAUUAAAAAAAAAACACCUUACGAUUGUAGUAAUCAAAAAUGCCUACAUUAACUUAUUUUCAGAGCAACAAACAGAUAUUUGAGGGUAAUACAAAGCAAUGACCGGAGUCCAGCUGAUUUAACCCCUUAAGGUCAAUGGGUUGUCCUUAAACCCAUUAAAAGCAAUGAAUUGUGAGCCCGUACAUGUAUGUUGUCAUGAAGGGGUUAACGUGGCUUACAAAGUGUGCAAUUUCUAUAUUGAUAUCGGUGCUCCAUCAUGAAAUGUAUAAGGUGUCGGUGAUCUUGUGGAGUGAUGGUGAUGUGCGUUAGGCACAGAUGUAGCCUCCUUGUGUGACGUCUUCUGAACGCUCGGCCAUCAUCUCAUUGUACUUGAAUAGUGCCGUUAAAAUCUGGCCGGUGGCGUUCACACAUCCAUCACACCGCGGCACUCGAUUUGUACUCUUAGUAAAAUGUUUAAGGUAAUUGUAUGUUAGUGCUCGCUUCCCUUAUUAUUGUAACAGACUCGUCCAUUCGUGACUCUCCUCCCGCAUCCAAAGCUCUUGGAGCCUUUUCACAUCAUCAGUCUAGAUUUAGCAACAUUGUUCAGACAGAGCAGUGCCUUAGGUAAAGAAAAAUGUAUUUUUGUAUAAAUGCUGUUUAACUCUAGCCGAGACAAUCUAACCAUUAAAAAUGCUUAUAUUUUGUGUGUAACUCCUACUGUUAAAUAAUUAGCUGCACCCACUUAUGUAAAUACAUGUGCGCUGUUAAAUAAACUUUGAGACUUCAAGAA
Messenger RNA from Spea bombifrons (plains spadefoot toad), 4299 nucleotides. RefSeq names its product MAP7 domain containing 3 (gene MAP7D3). The record is from RefSeq and is a predicted model, not a curated record. The coding region runs from base 62 to 2614 and encodes 850 amino acids. Gene Ontology annotation, biological process: microtubule cytoskeleton organization. Gene Ontology annotation, cellular component: microtubule cytoskeleton. The transcript has 21 exons. Lineage: Eukaryota; Metazoa; Chordata; Amphibia; Anura; Pelobatidae.